CAUAACAGAAAAUACCAAACGUCGUCCUGUAUUAAACGGGACUUAAGGAAUUGAGAGAACGAGGGAAAGUACGAUAACUUUGUUAAAAAGGUGUCAAAUUGCGAGAUUGACACACAAAAUUGAAGUCUAAGCCACAAAUAACGUAUAUUUGAUCCAUGCCAGGGCCCGAGAAUCACAAGGGCCACAAUGAAGCUGGCGGGUCAGAACCAGACAGAGACACUCCAUCCCACGACAUUCAAAGCAAUGGCGACUCCGACGAAAACGAGGAGGAGCUGCUGGAGCGCAUGCGCGGGGAUGCAGUUGGAGACACAAUGUACAGCAGGAGAUUUGUAUUGCAGACGCUGAUGCGCCUCAGUCAGCAGGAUGAAGGACCACUGGGACAGGAGUUGGAGGAUGCUUUAUGUAAAGUGUGGGAUAUGUCUGUCUCGCGUGAAUUGGUGUCCCUUCUUUUGGAAAACGAUGCCAUUGGGCUGCUAAUGUACGCCAUCUCUGGCAGUGACGAUGUCCGACUUUAUGAAAUCCUUAUCGGAAUGCUGGGUAAUAUGUGUGCUCAGGUAGAAUGCGUGGAGCAACUAACCAUGAAUCCGGAUUGGAUUGAGACACUUCUCAAGUUGGCCACCUGCAUGGACACUGGCAUGCUGGUACAACUAAUGCGCGUUUAUCAAUACAUAAUGACCCAUGUAAUGAGUGGAAAGGAGAAAUUCGCCAUUGAUUUUUACAUUUGCUUUGCCGCUUUUGAGGGAUCAUCCAGGCAUCUAGGAUUCAUUUUGCAGCAGUCAGUUAGCGAUGAGCUACUCUCAGCGACGCUGAAGGCAAUCAAUGCUGUGCUCGCCAGUUGUGCCAUGGUGGAAGAGGAAAAUGCCGGCACAGAUCUCAAUCUAAAGCCAUUCGCACAGGUUUUUCUAGUUCAAGAGCUCUGCGAGGGUGUUAACAGUGCAUUUAUGCGUCUCAUGCGAGAUGACCAGGCUAAGCAGGCGGAUGAAGUAAAUGGAGAUCAUGGAGACGAAGCGGAUGGCUUGCCCCCUAGCAACGAAGAUACUGAUGCCGAAGAGGAUGCCGAUGUGGGCUAUUCCGCGUGUGCACCGAAAAUUAAUUGCGAGGUGGAGAUCAUUCAAACCUAUCUGAAUAUUUGCACCAUACUCGUGCAACUGCCGGAGGCUCAGGAUGGAUGUCUCAUGGAUGUCUAUGCUCCCAAUAUUAUGAACUGCCUGAAUCGCAUUCUGCUGUUUCUUCAGCAGCCAAUGCAAUUAUUGCCUAUGGGCGAGCGUCAAGAAGAAUAUCUCGAGGAUUUGGCACACAUUUGCAGUCGUCUAAAAUAUUUUUAUCAUCGCGAUGCAUUUGUUAAUCUGCUCGAGAUCUGGUCAAGACUUAGGCAACACAUUGAGGACUAUAAUGAAAGCAACACUGGUGAUAAUAGCAGUGGCGACGGCUUCGAUACAGAUGAGGAGGACGAUGUUCCUCGAGAGCAGUAUGUCGAGAAUGCCUUUAAGUUGCUCCGCCUUAUGGCCUACAUGUUGGUUAAGGCAGAUAGCGAAGUGGAUUUGCAAGAGAUCAUUAAGGUCGAUAAAUUAGAGAAUUUUAUGUCGUCUCUCAAGGCCGAGCAGGAUGUAAUCUUCAGCAAGGCCCACGAGCGACUGAGUGAAUCUCUGGAUAAGGAUCAGGGAUCUGGCCAAGCCUAAAAACAAAGGAUACUCCUUAGAGAACAUACCACAGAAAAAUGGACUGAGAUUGUAGCUUACUGGCACAAUAUAAAUAAAUAUAUUUGUAAUCUUAA
This is a messenger RNA of Drosophila willistoni, 1774 nucleotides long. RefSeq lists its product as uncharacterized. The record is from RefSeq and is a predicted model, not a curated record. The transcript is spliced from 2 exons. Lineage: Eukaryota; Metazoa; Arthropoda; Insecta; Diptera; Drosophilidae. The coding region runs from base 156 to 1679 and encodes 507 amino acids.